UUGAAUUGUUUUGGUCUGUGGACUCCUCUCAAUACUGAAUCAUAUUUAUAGAAUACACUGUUCAAUGUGAUAGAUUGUUGACAUUAUGCUAACCUCAAACAGGAAGAAGAAGGGAAAGGACACUGCUGUCCAGGGAACCAACGACAGCAGCGUGGUGAGCAAAGUGUCCGCUGCAGCACAGGGCUACUUCCAGGAUGUUUUCCUCCAACACUUUGUGUGCAAAGUGGCCAGGAGAGCCCCGCUCAUCAACAGGGGCUACUAUGUCCGAUGGAGAGCUGUGGACCACUGUGUGAGGAGGUUCCUACACAUUACUGAAAACUGCCCCAAGAGACAGAUUCUGUCUUUGGGUGCAGGGUUUGACUCUACGUAUUUUCGCCUUCACGCAGAUGAAGCUCUUGACAGGGCUGUUGUGUUUGAGGUGGAUUUUCCCGAUGUGACCCGACGGAAAGCUGCCCUGAUCAACUCUAAUAAUACACUGAAGGGGAUGUUAGACCCUCGUUUACCUUCUCCUACAGGACAUGUAUACGUGUCCAGUGGUCAGUACCAUCUGCUUGGGGUGGAUGUUAGAGAGGAGACCCAGGUGGAAGAGGCUCUGGGUGCAGCUGGUCUGGACUGGUCUGCCCCCACUCUAAUUCUCUCUGAAGUGGUGCUUACCUACAUGGAAACACAAUGGUCGGAUGCUGUCAUCAGUUGGGCUGCAAAGCUCCUGCCACAGUCCCUCUCCGUUAUGUAUGAGCAGAUACAUCCAGAUGACCCGUUUGGUCGCAUCAUGCAAGAUCAUUUCCUGAAACUAAAUUCAACUCUUCACGCCCUUCGACAAUAUCCAGACACUGAGGCCCAGAGGCGACGUUUCCUGGACAAGGGCUGGGAGCAGUGCGUCUGCCUGGAUAUGAACGACUUCUACCUCGGGCUGGUCCCUGAGGAGGAGAGAUGCAGAGUGGAGCGCCUGGAGCCGUUUGAUGAAUAUGAGGAGUGGCACCAGAAAUGUUCCCACUACUUCAUCCUCACUGCAUCCCGAGGCUCGUUGAUGGAACAGGCUUUACUCACAUAUUCUCCAGUAUCUCCAGCGGCAUCCAUUUGCCCAUCCUGGAGCUCCACAUCCCUGAGCGUGAGGACCAUACCGGUUCCUAUGGAGGGGUUGGGGAUGGCUUCAACAUCGGUGAGCCCGGGGAAAGUCCUGCUAACGGGAGGCUCUAGCAGAGGAGGACGGGGGCCGGUGACCAGGAUCCUCCUCCGGGGCCAGGACGGCUGGAGAUCCGUCAGCGUGGAACCACCAGUAGAUUUGGGUGUCCGGCUCUACCACACCGCUACCUCUCUCCCUGGAGGAGGUAUCGUGGUAUACGGUGGUCGCUCCUCUCCACUUAACCCAAUCAGAGGCCUUUUCAGAGUAACCCUGGAAACCCGUGAUCCACCCGGUCCUCUCGACUCAGAGGACGGAGACACGGGGAAACUUUGUGUAGAGGAGAUGGUCUGUACAGGUGAUCCACCAGCACCAAGAUGGAGGCACACUGCUACUAGUGUCAGUCACAAAGGCAAAAGCUUUCUGUUUGUGUUUGGUGGAAAGGAUGAAUCGGAGGCAGCUCUGGGUGACGGUUACUUCCUGUGUGUAGACCAGCAGCACUGGACUGAGAUCCCAGUAGAGGGUGCAGCGCCGGAGGCCCGUCACUCCCACUCAGCAUGUUCAUAUCAGGGAGGUGUGGUGGUGUUUGGAGGAUUAGACAGAAGGGGAGCUCCACUGGGGGACACGGCGGUGUUAAGGCCGACUGACGGAGGCUUCUCCUGGGAAAGAAUAGAGGUGCAGCCCGCUCCUGUUCCCAGGUACUCUCACUCUGCCCAUGUGAUUGGUGAAAAUCUGGUUGUGGUUGGUGGAGUCUGGCUGCAUUCAGGUGGUGUACCCGGUGUCGUUGUGAUCAACCUCAGCACCCGCAGCAGUGUGGAGUUCAGGCUGGACACGACCUCGGUGCCCUGGCCGCUGAUGCUCCACUCAUUCUGCUCCGAGCUGACGGACUCAGAAGAACCGGAGCUGCUCCUGAUAGGUGGAGGAGGAAACUGUUUCUCUUUUGGAACUCACUUCAACCUCCAGCCGGUCACUGUGGACCUCAGACCUGCACUGGGAUGAAGUGAGCUUUAAAGUGUUUCUAUGAAACUGUGAAAGCUACUGAAAUCAAUGACUUAAAGUUACUGUGAUAGACUUUUAACUGGUUGUGAAACAGUCUCAGGUUAAUACUGAUGCCUCUAUAUGACCAACAUGAUUUAGCAAGACCCUCAGCAAGAAGAUUGACUAUUUCUAUAUAGUUAUUCUUAAUGCUUGUCAUCAGUGCCACCGGUUCGGAUUCUUGUUAAAUCAGAUGAAAUCAUGCAAGUUCACCAAGAACUCCUUCAGCUCAGAUCCCAUCGGGGCCUCCAGCAGAGACAAGCCCCAAGCCGUGUUGCUGGGCCUGCUGGAGGGAAGGGAGGCACUGGAGAACCAGGACUGGAAAUGGCAGACUAUCAAACUCUGCUGCAGUAUAAUUUGUGGUUUUCUAAAGGGACUCUGGUGCUCAGAAACAGUACCGCCAAAAUGAACACAAAAUGAAAGUUCCUGAAUGAACGUUUCUCUAAAUUUAAAAAAGUUCAAAAGACAUUAAAACAACUCAUGUAUGGAGAAGCCAAAGAAACAUCUUCAGUCUGCUUACUGGACAGUUUUUUUUUUUAUUUGUGAGACCUCAGUUCCAAAUCUCAAAACAGUCAAUUAAAAUCAUAGUCAAAUAUCAUCUCAUUAGGUCGUU
Molecule: messenger RNA, 2768 nt
Organism: Anoplopoma fimbria (sablefish)
Lineage: Eukaryota; Metazoa; Chordata; Actinopteri; Perciformes; Anoplopomatidae
Gene: lcmt2
Product: leucine carboxyl methyltransferase 2
Exons: 14
Coding region: 86-2119 (677 amino acids)
Biological process (GO): tRNA methylation; wybutosine biosynthetic process
Molecular function (GO): protein binding; tRNA methyltransferase activity
Source: RefSeq, a predicted model, not a curated record